UUCACAUGAAAACAUCGGGCUUUUUGUUUACGACUGAUAAUUUGACAGUCGCCGUGAAAUUUAGCGAGUUCUCUCGUGAGAUAUGGGAGACAAAUCGCUUAAAGAGCAAUCUAUGGAAAAUACAGAUGUUAAUCAGGAUGAGUUGAUACUUCAACAACAGAGACGUAUCGAGAAGGAGAUCUCAGAGUCUAUAGCUUUAGUUGGCGAGAAGGAAUCAUUGAAGAGCUUAGAACAAGAAUAUGCAAAAGAUGAUAUAUAUCUUUCAAAAGCAAAAGUUUUGGCUCAAAAGUAUUCUUACAUUAGGAGAACCAGACCUGAUGGCAAUUGCUUCUUCAGAGCAUUUAGUUAUGCUUAUUUGGAAAAAUUAAUCGGGAAUAAAGAAGAAUAUGAUAAAUUUCGAGAUCUAGCGUUAAAGAGCAAGGAUAACCUUGUAGCUCUUGGUUUUCCUCAAUUUACAGUUGAAGACUUUCACGAUACGUUUAUGGAAGUCAUUGACAAAGUAGGCGGUGACACAGAAUCCAGUCACAUGGAGCUACAUAAAUUGUUCAAUGAGCAAGGUUAUUCUGACUAUGUCGUUGUUUACCUUAGAUUAAUUACAUCUGGUCAAUUGCAACGUGAUGCGGAUUUCUACCAACACUUCAUCGAGGGAGAUCGCACUAUUACAGAAUUCUGCCAUCAAGAAGUUGAACCAAUGUAUAAAGAAUCUGACCAUAUUCAUAUUAUAGCAAUGAGUAGUGCUUUAGGAACUGGUGUUAGAGUUCGUUAUAUGGAUAGAGGUGCGGGAACUGAAGUAACAGCCCACGAUUUUCCUGAAGGUGCCAUACCAUCUGUGCACUUAUUAUAUCGUCCUGGUCAUUAUGAUAUUCUUUACCCUUGAUGAAUUUGGUAUUAUGCAAAUUUUUUUUAAUAUUACAAAAAACAUUUUCAAUGACCAAAUCUAUACUUCGAUUUUUAAAAGCAUUUCAGUUAUAACGCAUAAUGCAAUAUAGUAUGUUGUCUUUAAUUCAGUAGAAAAGAAAUAAGUUAAUUUUUGUGCAAAUGCACAAAGAAUUUGUGCAUUGUGUAUAUUUUCCAAAAUAUAUCUAAGUGCAUUUUCAUUAUCAUACCUGUUGUUUCUAUACAUAAAGACAUCGUAAAACAUUUUAAACUUUAACAAUAAUUAUCUGAAAUAAAUGGCAGAGAAAUCGA
Camponotus floridanus (Florida carpenter ant) is the source of this 1188-nucleotide messenger RNA. RefSeq names its product ubiquitin thioesterase otubain-like. The transcript is spliced from 5 exons. The record is from RefSeq and is a predicted model, not a curated record. NCBI's taxonomy places the organism in Eukaryota, Metazoa, Arthropoda, Insecta, Hymenoptera, Formicidae. Gene Ontology annotation, cellular component: nucleus. Bases 83 to 877 code for a protein of 264 amino acids. Gene Ontology annotation, molecular function: ubiquitin binding; cysteine-type deubiquitinase activity. Gene Ontology annotation, biological process: protein K48-linked deubiquitination.